Pestalotiopsis fici W106-1 is the source of this 1752-nucleotide messenger RNA. RefSeq lists its product as uncharacterized. The record is from RefSeq and is a predicted model, not a curated record. The transcript has 3 exons. The coding region runs from base 1 to 1752 and encodes 583 amino acids. NCBI's taxonomy places the organism in Eukaryota, Fungi, Ascomycota, Sordariomycetes, Amphisphaeriales, Sporocadaceae.
AUGUCUGGCUUCGAGGUCGCGGGCAUAGUACUAGGCGUCUUGCCGCUCGCUAUAAACACCAUCAACUCUUAUCGGACCACCCUUUCAUCGAUCAAAACGGCACAGAAUGACCUUAAUUGGCUGCGGCGAGAUCUCGAAACAGAGCAGGUUCGCCUGCAGAACACCUGUGAACUUCUUUUGCACGAUCUUGUGCCCCUUUCCAUGGUUGAUACCAUGUUAAAGGAUCCAUUUGGGGCCGACUGGGCAAAAUAUGACGAUAAACUUCGAGAACGACUUUGGCUUUCAUGGGGAACGUUCCAGGCGCAGGUUCAACUCUUAUCCACUGCGGCGACAGAGUUAGAAAAGAAGUUAUGUGUAGAAAGAAAUGGUGCGAUCAGACUCAAUGACUACAAGAAGAUACUACGAGAGCUCCGUCAUAAGACGUCCUUCACGCUGAAGAAGGGAGACUACGAAGCUCUGCUUUCAAAGAUCAAGUCAAGCAAUACUGUACUCCACGGGCUCGCACAACAAGAUAUCAACAUGAAGUCGAAUAGACAGCAUCGAUCUCAAGCACGUGUCAUAAAGCUUCUACGUGGGCUGUCGGAAAGUAUUUUCAACGCAAUGCGUAGUGCCGUAACUUGUGACUGCGCCGACGCCCACAAAAUCGGUAUUGAAUUGGCUACGCGACAUGCGGUUCUAUUGCCAGACGAUGAGGAAGAGGAAGUUGCGGCGAAAUUUCUCUACAACGUUGCAAUCGACUCAGUCAAGGCGCCUACCGAAUGGAACCGGGCCAAGCUUCAACUUGACAAGUCCACCCCAGUACCAGAGAUCAUAGCAGCUCUGCCCGACCCUGUCUUCAUGGCACCCGAAAAGAAGCGAAAGAAAGUUGCUUGGCGUGCUGUCAUCAGCUCUUUCGAAUCGCAACCGCAAACGGUGCCUGUUCAAAUCCAAAUGAAAACGUCUGAGACGAUCUCGACGUUGAGAGUCGACAGUCCAUGCCAAUCCCAGGCCACGUCGUUGAUCUCGAAUUUGUGUAAAGUUUUUCACGGGAAACGCAAGGCGCUUUCACAAUCUGAAAGCUACGGACAUAUAUCGACUGGGCAGCGUUGCUUCCGGCUAUCGCCCCCAGUUGAAGAACCCUCCAAGUUCAGCCACACCGUCACCUUGCGUGAUAUUCUUUCUGGCCUGACUGGUCUUUCAGAGAAGACAAUAGUACCUUUCGGCUACGAGGAGAGGCUUCAAUUGGCAUUGACUCUGUCCAACAGCGUUUUGCACACGUACAAUACACCAUGGCUUGCCAAGAUGUUGACUCUCGAUGAUAUUUCUUUCCUUUGGGGCGCUGAAGCACAGAUCCAUCAAGAAUGGUGGAAGAACCCUUAUCGACCCUUCGUGACACAAGCCAUACCUCUUUCAAGCUGGGAGGCAUCAUUCAUUCGAGUAGUGGAUUGUCCACGCAUGAUCAACACAACUAUUCUCUCCCUCGGUGCGCUACUUGUACAGAUCAUCACAGGGAGUGUGGAGGAAAGCCUCGAGCUACCUACUACCAUGAAAAUGGAAGACUUCUACGCCCGGCGUGAAAGUGCCAGCCGCCUAGAAGCAAAGGUGAUUGAGAACGGCGGGCCAAACUACGCCGAAGCCGUAAGCUGGUGCUUUGAUCAUGCGAUUGGUCCGUCAGGAUUUCAAAAUGAAAAGUUUUGUCAGGAGUUUUAUGAGGUUGUCAUUGCGAAAUUGGAAGAGGACGCUGCCCUUCUAGAGGAACAGAGCCGUCUAUGA